Molecule: messenger RNA, 429 nt
Organism: Triticum turgidum subsp. durum (durum wheat)
Lineage: Eukaryota; Viridiplantae; Streptophyta; Magnoliopsida; Poales; Poaceae
Source: the annotation of a GenBank genome assembly
AUGGGGUUGCAAGAGAUGGCGAAGCUGCAGCUGCACCACCAUGGCGGCAUGCGAGCUGCUGGCAACGACGGCGACCAGGCAGCAGGCGGCGGCGGGGGCAGGGAGAAGGCUGCGUCGGCGGCGGUCUGGAUCGCCGUGCCGCUCAGGCCCGUCAAGGUCGGCCGCCGAAGACACGGCGGAGAGACAGAGGAGGAGCAGAAAGAAGAGGAAAAAGAGGAAGAAGAGGUGACGACGCCGAGAGGGGAAGGGUGCACGAUACCCUGGGAGGCGGCGACGUGCCCGCCGGCGCCCAAGAAGGCGAGGACGGCGGUGGCGAUCUUCGCCGACCGCCGGUGCAACCGAGACGACGGCGAGGCGGCGGAGUACUUCCGCGUGCCGGCGGACCUGGACUCCGUGUUCGCCGUCAGCCGGGUGGCCGAGGCGAACUGA